Molecule: messenger RNA, 681 nt
Organism: Drosophila eugracilis
Lineage: Eukaryota; Metazoa; Arthropoda; Insecta; Diptera; Drosophilidae
Product: transmembrane protein 242
Exons: 3
Coding region: 120-560 (146 amino acids)
Source: RefSeq, a predicted model, not a curated record
GACAGCAGUGUUGACCGGUCAGAGCGGUCAAGCAAUCAGCUGUGCCGUGCGAUCCGUUUUGGGUAAUUACGACAAUAAUCAAACGCAAUAGCAGCGAAGACCGGAAAACCAGUGGAACGAUGAGUGAGGCCGGCACCAACGCGGAUGCAGUGGUGGCCGAAAAGGAGCGCAAGUUUCGCAUCCAGGCCGCCGCCUUUCUGGGAUUGGUGGGCGGUGUAUCCGCUCUGUUCGGAUUCUCCCGCACUCUAGCCACCGCGAAGAAAACGGACAGCAAGGUCCUCCAGCAGGCUGGAACCCGACAGGGGCUGAUCCUAAUGGACGAGGGCGCCACCCUUGCCCUGCGUGCAUUGGGCUGGGGUACUCUGUACGCCGUCAUGGGCACCGGUGCCUUCUGCUACGGCUUUUGGAAGCUGUCCGGAGCCAAAGACUUCCAAGAGUUCCGCCUUAAGAUGGGCAACGCACUGCCAAGAAUCACCAAGGACGAACCACCAGCCAGCCGCACCGACUUCGAGAGCCUCACGGACCUCAUGAAGUACCUGGCCGCCUGGAAUAAGGAAUGAGCAGCUCACAAAAAUACAUAUACACAAUUUAAAUUAAACCUAAUGCCUAAGUAGACUUGAACAUAAACCAAAACAUUUGUUAACUUGAGUUUACAUAUAGGCAAAUGUUAUCUUUAUAAGA